GAGCUGAGGAUUGUGCUGCUGGGGGGGAAGGCAGGUAGGAGUUCAUCAGGAAACACCAUCCUGGGCAGAGAGCAGUGUGACCUGAGGAGAGCUGCUCAGUGUGUGAAGAGACAGGGAGAAGUAGCAGGGAGGCAGGUCACUGUGGUCGACCCUCCAGGAUGGUGGAGGGAUCUCCCUUUAGAGUGGACUACUGAGCUGGUUAAACGGGAGAUAGUACACAGUGUGUCCCUGUGUCCUCCAGGACCCCAACUCCUGGUCAUACGGCUGGAUGUCUUGUUCCCAGAGAAACAGAGAAGAUCAGUAGAGGGACACCUGCAGCUUCUCAGUGAGAGAGUCUGGAGUCACACUAUAGUGCUGUUCACCUGUGGGGACCGUCUGGGAGACAAAACCAUUGAGCAGCACAUUGAGACAGAAGGGAAGGCCCUCCAGUGGCUUGUUGAGAAAUGUGGGAACAGGUAUCAUGUCCUCAACAAUAAGAACAGGGGUGAUGACACUCAGGUCACUGAGCUGUUGGACAAGAUGGAGGAGAUUGUGGCAGGAAACAGAGGAUAUGUGUUUAACCCUGAGAUGGACGGCAGUAGAGAAAUGAACUGGAGUUCUGAAGAGUAUCAAAUGUCACAACUGCGUACAAGAGCCUGGAGCAUAGACCUCAACCCUCCAAGUAUGAGUGGAGACAGCAGAGCUGAGAGAGACAAUGAUUCUAAUUGGAUAUCUGAGACUGGAUCUGAAGCUGGGUCAUUGUGGAGCCUUGAGAAGUGGAGAGAUAGUAGAUCUGAUCUCCUGUCUCUGGGGAGCUCUGGCUACGGCUCCCAGACCUCCAUACUUGCUCACCACAGCUCAGAGAGGACUGAGCAUGCUCAGAAAGGCUCUGAAGAGGAGCAGCUGCACUCUGCAAGACUGGUGUUUGUGGAGCGAGUGACGAUGCCUGUCCUGGAUGAUCUGCUGGAUGGACUUCUGAAGGAGAGGGUGAUCAACGAUGCUGAGAUGGAGGCAGUGAAGGUGGAGGCAGUGAGGAAGGACAGAGCACGGGUCACCAUCGACAUGGUCCUGAGGAAAGGAUCGCUCUCAUGUUUUGUGAUGAAAACUAUGUUGUCUAAAUAUGAACCUGCCUUAUACACAACUCUUGGCUUCCAAUCAAACUUCUUUCCUUCAUCGUCUGCUAGGCUUCGUUGUGUCGGUAUAGGAGUAAAGAGAGGAGCAGGAUUAUCAACUAUGGCUUCAGGUUACUCCCUCCAUCUCUCAGAGCUGAGGAUUGUGCUGCUGGGGGGGAAACGUUCAGGGAGGAGUUCAUCAGGAAACACCAUCCUGGGCAGAGAGGAGUUUGACCUGAGGACAGCUGCUCAGUGUGUGAAGAGACAGGGAGAAGUAGCAGGGAGGCAGGUCACUGUGGUCGACACUCCAGGAUGGUGGAGGAAUUUCCCUGUACAAAGGACUACUAAGCUGGUUAAACAGGAGAUAGUAUGCAGUGUGUCUCUGUGUCCUCCAGGACCCCAAACUCUCCUCCUGGUCAUAUGGCUGGAUGUCUCCUUCACAGAGAAAGAGAGAAUAUCAGUAGAGGGUAACCUGCAGCUUCUCAGUGAGAGAGUCUGGAGUCACACUAUAGUACUGUUCACUUAUGGGGACUGUCUGGGAGACACAACCAUUGAGCAGCACAUUGAGAGAGAAGGGAUGGCCCUCCAGUGGCUUGUUGAGAAAUGUGGGAACAGGUAUCAUGUCCUCAACAAUAAGAACAGGGGUGAUGACACUCAGGUCACUGAGCUGCUGGACAAGAUGGAGGAGAUGGUGGCAGGAAACAGAGGAGGCCACUAUGAGAUGGACAGAGAGAUCCUGGAGAAGAUAGAGGACAGAAGGAGGGCAGAGGAAGAGAGCGCACAACAGAGGCUGAUGAAGGUGCAGGAACAGAGAGAGACUCUCAGAUCACUAAUGGGUGACUCCCUCCAUCUCUCAGAGCUGAGGAUUGUGCUGCUGGGGGGGAAACGUGCAGGGAAGAGUUCAUCAGGAAACACCAUCCUGGGCAGAGAGGAGUUUGACCUGAGGCCAGCUGCUCAGUGUGUGAAGAGACAGGGAGAAGUAGCAGGGAGGCAGGUCACUGUGGUCGACACUCCAGGAUGGAGUGAAGAUGUCUCUCGACAGUGUGCUACUGAGCUGGUUAAACAGGAGAUAGUGCGCAGUGUGUCUCUGUGUCCUCCAGGACCCCACACUCUCCUCCUGGUUAUAGACUUGGAUGAAUCAUUCACAGAGGAAGACAGAAGAUUCAUAGAAAAAAACCUGCAGCUUCUCAGUGAGAGAGUCUGGAGUCACACUAUAGUGCUGUUCACUCAUGGGGACCGUCUGGGAGACACAACCAUUGAGCAGCACAUUGAGAGAGAAGGGAAGGCCCUCCAGUGGCUUGUUGAGAAAUGUGGGGACAGGUACCAUGUCCUCAACAAUAAGAACAGGGGUGAUGACACUCAGGUCACUGAGCUAUUGGACAAGAUGGAGGAGAUGGUGGCAGGAAACAGAGGAGGCCACUAUGAGAUGGACAGAGAGAUCCUGGAGAAGAUAGAGAAGAUAGAGGAGAGAAGGAGGGCAGAGGAAGAGAGAGCACAACAGAGGCUGAUGAAGGUGCAGGAACAGAGAGAGACUCUCAGAUCACUAAUGGGUGACUCCCUCCAUCUCUCAGAGCUGAGAAUUGUGCUGCUGGGGGGGAAACGUGCAGGGAAGAGUUCAUCAGGAAACACCAUCCUGGGCAGAGAGGAGUUUGACCUGAGGCCAGCUGCUCAGUGUGUGAAGAGACAGGGAGAAGUAGCAGGGAGGCAGGUCACUGUGAUCGACACUCCAGGAUGGAGCUGGCAUCUCCAUGUAGAGAGUACUCCUGAGCUGGUUAAACAGGAGAUAGUACACAGUGUGUCUCUGUGUCCUCCAGGACCCCACACUCUCCUCAUGGUCAUGCAGCUGCCUGAAAACUUGCAUCGCUCAUUCCCAGAGGAUGAGAGAAGAUCAGUAGAGGGACACCUGCAGCUUCUCAGUGAUAGAGUCUGGAGUCACACUAUAGUGCUGUUCACCAAAGGGGACCGUCUGGGAGACACAACCAUUGAGCAGCACAUUGAGAGAGAAGGGAAGGCCCUCCAGUGGAUUGUUGAGAAAUGUGGGAACAGGUAUCAUGUCCUCAACAAUAAGAACAGGGGUGAUGACACUCAGGUCACUGAGCUGCUGGACAAGAUGGAGGAGAUGGUGGCAGGAAACAGAGGAGGCCACUAUGAGAUGGACAGAGAGAUCCUGGAGAAGAUAGAGAAGAUGGAGGAGAAAAGGAGGGCAGAGGAAGAGAGAGCACAACAGAGGCUGAUGAAGGUGCAGGAACAGAGAGAGACUCUCAGAUCACUAAUGGGUGACUCCCUCCACCUCUCAGAGCUGAGGAUUGUGCUGCUGGGGGGGAAAUGUGCAGGGAAGAGUUCAUCAGGAAACACCAUCCUGGGCAGAGAGGAGUUUGACCUGAGGACAGCUGCUCAGUGUGUGAAGAGACAGGGAGAAGUAGCAGGGAGGCAGGUCACUGUGGUCGACACUCCAGGAUGGUGGAGGAAUCUCCCUGUAGAGAGGACUACUGAGCUGGUUAAACAGGAGAUAGUACGCAGUGUGUCUCUGUGUCUUCCAGGACCCCACACUCUCCUCCUGGUCAUACCGCUGGAUGUCUCAUUCACAGAGGAAGAGAGAAGAUCAGUAGAGGGACACCUGCAGCUUCUCAGUGAAAGAGUCUGGAGUCACACUAUAGUGCUGUUCACCAAUGGGGACCAUCUGGGAGACACAACCAUUGAGCAGCACAUUGAGAGAGAAGGGAAGGCCCUCCAGUGGCUUGUUCAGAAAUGUGGGAACAGGUAUCAUGUCCUCAACAAUGAGAACAGGGGUGAUGACACUCAGGUCACUGAGCUGCUGGACAAGGUGGAGGAGAUGGUGGCAGGAAACAGAGGAGGCCACUAUGAGAUGGACAGAAAGAUCCUGAAGAAGAUAGAGGAGAGAAGGAGGGCAGAGGAAGAGAGAUUACAACAGAGGCUGAUGAAGGUGCAGGAACAGAGAGAGACUCUCAGAUCACUAAUGGGUGACUCCCUCCAUCUCUUAGAGCUGAGGAUUGUGCUGCUGGGGGGGAAACUUGCAGGGAGGAGUUCAUCAGGAAACACCAUCCUGGGCAGAGAGGAGUUUGACCUGAGGACAGCUGCUCAGUGUGUGAAGAGACGGGGAGAAGUAGCAGGGAGGCAGGUCACUGUGGUCGACACUCCAGGAUGGUUGAGGGGUCUCCCUGUAGAGAGUACUACUGAGCUGGUUAAACAGGAGAUAGUACGCAGUGUGUCUCUGUGUCUUCCAGGACCUCACACUCUCCUCCUGGUCAUACGGCUGGAUCGAUCAUUCCUAGAGAAACACAGAAGAUCAGUAGAGGGACACCUGCAGCUUCUCAGUGAGAGAGUCUGGAGUCACACUAUAGUGCUGUUCACUCAUGGGGACCAUCUGAGAGACACAACCAUUGAGCAGCACAUUGAGACAGAAGGGAAGGCCCUCCAGUGGCUUGUUGAGAAAUGUGGGAACAGGUAUCAUGUCCUCAACAAUAAGAACAGGGGGGAUGACACUCAGGUCACUGAGCUGUUGGACAAGAUGGAGGAGAUGGUGGCAGGAAACAGAGGACAUGUGUUUUACCCUGAGAUGGACGGCAGUAGAGAAAUUAACUGGAGUCCUGUAGAGGACCAGACAUCACUACUGCCUGUGAAAAGAGCUGGGAGCUACGACUUCCUCCCUCCAAACAUGAGUGGAGACAGCAGAGCUGAGAGAGAUGAUGGUUCUGGUUGGAGAUCUGAGACUGGAUCACUGUGGAGCCUUGAGAAGUGGAGACAAAGUAGAUCUGAUCUCCUGUCUCUGGGGAGCUCUGGCUACGGCUCCCAGACCUCCAUACUUUCUCACCACAGUUCAGAGAGUAACCCACACAGAUCUCCACACAGCAGAUUAAACCCUGAACCUGCACACAGCAGGGAACCACAAGGACCGGUGUCACCACUGCCUGUGAAAAGAGCUGGGAGCUACAACUUCCUUCCUCCAAACAUGAGUGGAGACAGCAGAGCUGAGAGAGACGAUGAUUCUGAAGCUGGAUCACCGCUGAGCCUUGAGGAGGAGAGAUGGUAGAUCUGAUCUCCUGUCUCUGGGGAGCUCUGGCUACGGCUCCCUGGGGUCCAGACUUUCUCACCACAGCUCAGGGAGGACUGAGCACGCUCAGAAAGGCUCUGCAGAGGAGCAGCUGCACUCUGCAAGACUGGUGUUUGUGGAGCGAGUGACGAUGCCUGUUCUGGAUGAUCUGCUGGAUGGACUUCUGAAGGAGAGUGUGAUCAACGAUGCUGAGAUGGAGGCAGUGAAGGUGGAGGCAGUGAGGAAGGACAGAGCACGGUCCACCAUCGACAUGGUCCUGAAGAAAGGAUCUCCCUCAUGUUUUGUGAUGAAAACUAUGUUGGCUAAAUAUGACCCUGCCUUAUACACAACUCUUGGCUUCCAAUAAAACAUGCAGAGAACAGUGUCAGACCUCGGAUGAGUGUAUCACACUGUGUUUCAGCCCAGUAGGGAAUACACUAUGUACAGAUACAGUAUAUUCAAUUACAAUUUAAAUACAGCUAAAUCAAAUAUGAAUUUGCCAUAUACUUACACAUGGUAUUUUUAUCUACAUUGGAACUAUAUUGUUGGAAUCAUUGAAAUACUCAAAUCUAAAUAGAUUUGUUAAUAUAAUCUUAUGAAUGUUAAGUUCGAUAUUUGCCAAUUGAAUGUAUUUAAGAUCAACGGAAAUAAAUAACUAUUAUGUUUUACAAUCAGUACAAUAUGGCAAUACCCGACAGAUUAAUGUGUAAAUAUAGAAUGUAUCUAAAGGUAUAGGGUUAGACAAAAAUGUCUAAUUGGGUACAAUCAUAUAUGGGGAUAAGCUCUUUGAAACAAUCUAUUUAUUUUAAUAAAAAACUCCAAUAAAUGUAAA
Osmerus eperlanus (European smelt) is the source of this 5974-nucleotide messenger RNA. RefSeq lists its product as uncharacterized. The record is from RefSeq and is a predicted model, not a curated record. Gene Ontology annotation, molecular function: GTP binding. NCBI's taxonomy places the organism in Eukaryota, Metazoa, Chordata, Actinopteri, Osmeriformes, Osmeridae. Gene Ontology annotation, biological process: regulation of apoptotic process.